GUAGUUCAUAACACGCACUGCUAAUGUGUUAGUAAAAAAUGUAUAAAAUAUUUAUAAUUUUUUGUAUUUUAUGUGAAGUGUAUACUCAAAAUGAGUACGCUUUAAAUAUUUUACACUACAAUGAUUUUCAUGCUAGGUUUGUAGAAACGAGUCCAUCUGGAGGAGUUUGUAAUCCAACAGUAGCACCAUGCAUUGGAGGCUUCGCCCGCUUAGCAACUGUUGUAAGAGAGGCAAUGUUAAGGGAACCAAGCUCUUUACUCCUUAACGGAGGUGACAGCUUCCAGGGAACGAUUUGGUAUAACUUGCUAAGAUGGAAUGUCACACAAGAUUUUAUGAACAUGUUACCACAUGAUGCUCAUGUUCUAGGAAAUCAUGAAUUCGACAACGGUAUUGAUGGUGUCGUACCCUAUUUAAAACAUUUAGAUUCAAAAGUGGUAACAGCAAAUAUAAUUGAUGAUUUAGAGCCCUCUAUACAAGGCUUGUAUUAUCCUAGUAUUGUCGUAGAACGGGCCGGAAGAAAGAUUGGAAUAAUUGGUGUUAUUAUUUCUUCAACCAAAGAACUGGCGUCUACUGGACAAUUGCAAUUUACAGAUGAAGUGGAAGCUGUAAAAGCAGAAGCAGAAAAGUUACAUCAUGAGGGAGUUAAUAUUAUUAUAGUUUUAUCGCAUUGUGGACUUGAUAUCGAUAGAGAAAUAGCACUACAUGGCGGGCCACACAUAGACAUCGUAGUGGGUGGUCAUAGUCACACACUGCUGUACAAUGGUGUGCCACCAGAAAGUUCAGGAUUUGUAGCCCAAGAACCAUAUCCUGUGAUAGUUGAACAACAGACAAGGAAGGUUUUGAUUGUCCAAGCGGCUGCACAUACACAAUAUUUAGGAGAAAUAAAGUUAUUUUUCGAUGACGAUGGAAAUCUAUUGAGAUGGGAAGGUAAUCCCCAUUUUAUUGGAAACGAAAUCGAACAAGCUCCCGAUGUGUUGGCAAAGAUAAAUACAUACCUACCUGAUAUAACGGAGAGAGCUACCAAACAGAUAGGAACUUCUAUGGUCCAUAUGUCUUCCAGAUGUGCCUGCUCCGAAUGUAAUUUAGGAAGUUUUAUAUGUGACGCAUUUAUGGAUGCGGUUCUAGAUAAAGCAGAAGGAAAUAAUUGGCAUUAUGCUGAUUUUUGCAUAAUUAAUCAAGGCGGCAUACGAGUAGAUUUGGAACCUGGAUUGAUUACGUUUGAGACGGUGCUAUUAUCGACGCCAUUUGAGAACAACGUCGAGGUAUUUGAUCUAAGAGGAGACCAUAUAAUGGAAAUGUUAGAAUUUUCUGUAGCAAAUGUACCAUAUCCUGGUGCUAGAAUGUUACAAGUAUCAGGUAUUCAAACUACAUUCAAUGGUUCUCGGCCUGUUAACGAGCGGGUAUUAGAUGUUAAUGUUCGUUGUAUAGACUGUGACGUGCCUCGAUACAAACCGUUAGAACUUAAUAGAUACUAUAAAGUUAUAUCACAAAGCUUUAUUGGCACUGGAGGUGAUGGAUUCUCAAUGAUUUCGGAAAAUAGAAGAAACGUGGAAGUAGUUGGAGUGGAUUAUGAUGUACUAGUGAGGUAUAUCGAGAAAGUCAGUCCCAUAUUCAUAGACGUGGAUAGACGGAUACAAAUCGAACAACCAUGUGUAGUUUAA
Molecule: messenger RNA, 1661 nt
Organism: Papilio machaon (common yellow swallowtail)
Lineage: Eukaryota; Metazoa; Arthropoda; Insecta; Lepidoptera; Papilionidae
Product: apyrase
Exons: 11
Coding region: 39-1661 (540 amino acids)
Biological process (GO): AMP catabolic process
Cellular component (GO): plasma membrane
Molecular function (GO): nucleotide binding; metal ion binding; 5'-nucleotidase activity
Source: RefSeq, a predicted model, not a curated record